AUGAGUCAUGUUGGAUUUGUCAUCGCCGGGAUUUCUUUGAGUAUAUUAAGGGGGGCCCCACCCAAUGAUGUAGAAGAAUUCAAGCGGCAGUAUGAGGUCGAUGCUGCUGACUUAUUUAAUCACAUCGCCGUCCUUGUCCAACGUAUCCACCACGAGAGGGAUACCACUCGUACACAACUCACCGCUGCCAAUGAAACCAUUGACAAUAUUGAAGAGCAGGUAACCCAGCUCAACCUCGACCUCAAUUUCACUCGCGCUGCCCCCGCCCCUGCCGUCUCUGUCCCCGUUGCCGCUGCUCCUUCACCUACUACUGUACCUGCCUUCAGGUCCAAAAAGUUCCCAGACCCGGAAAAAUUUGACGGUACCCUUACCAAGCUCCCCGGAUUCAUCACCCAACUCCGAAUGAAACUUGAGGUCAACUACGAUCGAUUCCGAAAUGAGGCAGCAAAGGUUAUCUAUCCUGUCAGCCGCUUAGAAGGAAGGGCCCUUGAUCAGGUGGUUCCACUCGUUAACACUAACUCUGCUGCCCUCUUCUCCACUGUCACUGCCUUUAUUGCCCACCUGGAAGCCUCGUUUGGAGACCCAGAUCCCCGGGGUACAGCCCGUCGCCAACUAGUUGCCCUGAAGCAAAGCAAAGGGGACUUCGUCACCUAUUACUCACAGUCCCUGUGUAUUGUAGCCUACUUAGACUACAACGAAGGAGCCAAAAUCGAUGCCCUGGCCGAAGGACUGUUGGAAGACCUGCAGGAUGCCAUGACAUACCGAACAGGCAGGCUCAACACUGUAGAGGCAUACGUGACCAUGUUAAUGACAAUCGACAACCAGGCCAUCCGUAAUACGAUAGGACAAUUUACCACCCCCACCGCUGUCGCACAUGCAUCUCAUACCACUGGAGGCCUUGCUGCAAUGGACCUCUCCCCCCUUCAAGCCCAUCCCACUCAACGCCCUGCCACCGAACAACGAUACACCUUUAUCAAUGGACAACGCAAGACCUCUGCCGAUGAAAGUCAAUGGCGAAGGAACAACAAUCUCUGUAUGUACAUCACCAACCCUGGCCAUGUCUUCGCCAACUGCUCCUCUGCCAAUCGCCUGUAA
Molecule: messenger RNA, 1095 nt
Organism: Morchella sextelata
Lineage: Eukaryota; Fungi; Ascomycota; Pezizomycetes; Pezizales; Morchellaceae
Exons: 3
Coding region: 1-1095 (364 amino acids)
Source: RefSeq, a predicted model, not a curated record